UUUGUCCAUCUGAUCCUUUCACUUUAUCAUCAUCCAGCAAGCGAUCAACAUCUUAGUAGUGAAGAGCUCUUAGAGCCACGUGAUUUAAAAAAGUAAGUGCUAGAACAAAAAGCUAUAAAAUUUCAUUGAAAACUAAGUCAUAAAUUGGCUGAAUUAUUAGAAAACAGCAGAACUGAUUAAUUUUCAAUUUGUGCUUAGAAAAUUUAUUUCGCCUCAAUAUACAAAAUGGUCACCGGAAUGGACGAAAGCAGACUGGAAUACGAAAACGACCAGCAGCUGGACGAGAGCGGAUCGGAGGAUUGCGAUCCAUGCCCAGCCGGUACACUCUCUUCCAAGUUCGACAAAACGGAUUCGUCAAUCAACACGAAUCCGCUUCCGAACGGCAAAUACACGCUUAUCGGCAUCGAUAUCGAUACGACGGGUCGUAGGUUAAUCGAUGAGAUUGUUCAGAUUUCCGCCUAUACACCGGAGCAUCAGUACUCCCAGUAUAUAAUGCCGCUCAUGAACCUGAAUCCAGCCGCUCGCCAGCGUCAUCAGGUCCGAGUUAUAACUGUUGGGUUCUUCCGCAUGCUGAAGAGCAUGCAGACCUAUAGGGUGGUUAAGACUAAGACCGAAGUUUCGGCGCUGAAUGAGUUUAUUACCUGGCUGGAGGAACGCCACGCGCAGGAAGAGGGGUCGGAUGGUGUGGUGCUAAUCUACCAUGAACAGCGCAAGUUUGUGCCGUACAUGGUUAUCGAGGCGCUCAAAAAAUAUAACCUAUUGGACCGCUUUGCUGCGACGGUCAAGUCCUUUGCAAAUGGAUUCAAAUUGGCCGAAGAAAAGUGUAGCAAGACGAUCAAAUAUUUCUCAAUUCGCCAGUUGGCCAAGCUGGUGCUCGAAGAAAGUGAAGCAAAGGAUGGUUUUGAAGGAAACGCCGCCUAUCGUGCUCGACUGGCAUACCAGCUAACGCGACGCCUGUCCAAGGACGACAGUAAGGUUCCGAGUGGUGACGUGUGUCAGGCAGUGAUUUCGACGGAACAGUCUGAUGAAGCAAAAUCGGAUAAUGAUACCGAGGCGGAUGAUGAAUGUGCGGAUGCCGAUGCAACUGGAAUUGUGAAACGUGGUUCAGACGGAGGUGCCUCUAGCGAAGUGGACGACAGUCACACUGCGGAAGACGAGAAUUUGCUAAACACGACCGACGUGGAUGCCGUUACUGGUCAUUUGACAUCCGUGCCGGAACCUCAACCCCGUUCGCGGCCCACCACCGAAGCCGAAAGGGAAAAGAUGUGUACCGUAUUGUGCGAACUUGCGUCACCGAUCACGUGCGAGAUUUCUGAACUGGAUGAACAGGAGAAGAUUUUGUUACGUCAAAAUUCGCUACGACCGGUGUUUCUUCAGUACUUCAAGACGACUAUCUAUCACCGGGUAAAAGCCGUAACGUAUCGACGUGUGUUGGCUGAGUAUGGUCAUGAUUUCGCAUCGUUGCUGCAGGUGUGGACCGACCAGAAACGCGAAGGAUUAGAAGCACUAAUUUCCAAGAUCACGGAAUUGAAAGAAGACGAACGUACUGAGCUUAUAGAACUGCUCGAUUGCCAUUACGAUCCGGAAAAGCAACAGCUGAAACCGGUCGUGAAGCGCGUUCGCCAUCGUUCCUCACGAGGUCGCUUGUUUUUCGCCAGCAAGGAUAGUAAUACUGGCAAUACGAGUGGUGGAAACUUCACCAACAAGGAGAACCGUAAACCAAUGGCUGGCCGCAAUAACAGUAACAACAUCACCAACAACAUGAAUGCCAAUACGGGUAACAACGAUAACAAUAAUAAUAAAAAUUUCAACCAAGUGCCAACCUCCCCGAAUGGUGGUAAGAAGCUUCGUCAACGUCAGCAGAGGCGCCGCCGAAACAAUCAGAACAAGCAGAAUGGCCAUAACUUCAACCAAGCGCCUAUGAUUCAAACUGGUGCCUAAGAGGAAAACGCUGUGCGGUUUCCCAGGUUUGUUAACCAACAUACACUUUAAAUAUUUUAAUCAGAGUAAGGAUUAAUCUGAAAUAGUUACCAUCCUGAAGUAAGAAUCGAUUUUUUUACCGCGAAUGCGUGUUAUCAGAUUUCAAUAUCGUUAGCGUAGUUAAAGCAACCUAAACCAGCCGAUCAGAACAUUCCGUUUCCUUCUUUUAGUUUAGUUUCCUGCCUAAAAAAGUAGAUCAUAGGGGUGAUAUUAGUUGAUAACUAAUCUUUUUUUAAAAAAGGUCUUUUACCGUACAAAUUAUUACAGUAUUGUAAUCGCAACUUUUUAUUUACAAUUUGUUAGGGCUUUUUAAAGAACUAUCUAACACUGCUCUUAAAAUUGCUUUUGAAGUUUUUUGUAUUAUGACAGGAAGGUAUCUGAACUCGCUCAACACUUCGUUGGCAAAAUUACGUUUGAGUCGGUGAAAAGAAAGCGCGCACUUUUCACUGAUGUCAAUGUGAAACUUUUCCGUGAGAUUAACCGAAGAAGUUAUUUAAAGCGAUUCAGUUUCUUUUUUGAUCCAGCUAUUACGGCGUAAAGUUUAGAUGGUAUAGGAGAAAGAGAACAUAAUAUGAAGAUUGUAAACUUUGAAAUGCUACCGGAAAGUGUGCGUGAUCCUGAUCAGGAAGAUAGAGAUAGAUUCAAGUAAUAUUAAUUACACGCUCCACUAUUUCCAAAAAUAACACUUUUGAUUUAUACUAAAGAAGAAUGAUUGUCAAAUGAUUUGAACUUGUUGUUGGUCUAGAAAAUGCAAAGUCUCUUCGUCUGUGACGUUAUGAGAUCUUGUUAAUUUCAAAAUAAAGCGAAAGCAGCAAA
This is a messenger RNA of Wyeomyia smithii (pitcher-plant mosquito), 2796 nucleotides long. RefSeq names its product maternal protein exuperantia (gene exu). The transcript has 5 exons. The record is from RefSeq and is a predicted model, not a curated record. The coding region runs from base 226 to 1941 and encodes 571 amino acids. Gene Ontology annotation, biological process: bicoid mRNA localization. Lineage: Eukaryota; Metazoa; Arthropoda; Insecta; Diptera; Culicidae. Gene Ontology annotation, molecular function: protein homodimerization activity; RNA binding.